Caenorhabditis remanei is the source of this 1185-nucleotide messenger RNA. RefSeq lists its product as uncharacterized. Lineage: Eukaryota; Metazoa; Nematoda; Chromadorea; Rhabditida; Rhabditidae. The transcript is spliced from 5 exons. Gene Ontology annotation, molecular function: DNA-binding transcription factor activity, RNA polymerase II-specific; protein dimerization activity; RNA polymerase II cis-regulatory region sequence-specific DNA binding. Gene Ontology annotation, cellular component: transcription regulator complex. The coding region runs from base 1 to 1185 and encodes 394 amino acids. Gene Ontology annotation, biological process: regulation of transcription by RNA polymerase II. The record is from RefSeq and is a predicted model, not a curated record.
AUGGCGGACCCGAACAGCCACCCAACAUCCACGUCGACUGUCGCAACCGCUGCCCUGGCUCAAUCACAAUUGAUGCUACCCUCCGGCUACGAUUAUCCGUAUAAUUCGAGUGCUAUGGAAUAUUGGAAUCCUAACGGAUACCAACUCAACGCCUACCAAACAAUGCCCCCCUCCGAAGUCGACUACGCCUCCGUCUUCCUCCCCACGGCUCAACCACCACCAGCCGACUCGACCGCCACCAUCCCACCAACACCCCAAACUUCUGAUGCCACGAAACCCCUCACGUCUACAUCUGUCACCUCAUCUCCAACCACACCAUCGACGACUACAACCACCGACGUGUUGGAGCUAAAAGCUUCUGUCCAGACGUCUUCGGCGAACACCUCCGGAGAGCUCGUGGCUCCAGCACCAGCACCAACUCAACCGCCAGUCGUCGCCCCACUUGACGCCAUGUCCUCCAUGUACGGACAGUGGCAAGCGUACCCGACAUACGACCAGUCGAAGGCAUCCGGAUCCUACAUCUCCAUCCCCACCGCCUAUCCAUUCGGCGCCGACCCCACGACGACGGACCUCUCGUUCUACCAGACACCGUCUGGACAGCCGACCGGUCUCGGAAGUGACGCGAACCUUGCCGACUACGGACACCAAUUCCAGGCGGCGGGCAUGAGUCCUCACUUUGACUCGUCCCUCUACGCCGGCAUGCCCGGUAUGCCAACCGGUUCGAGCUCAUCGUCUGGAGUCGGUGGCAGUGGUGGCCGGAACGAGAAAACGGGAUCCCGUGCUGGAAGUCGUCGUCGACAACAAGGAGCACCGCCGUCGACUGGAGCACUCACACGUCACUCGUCGUCGUCGAGACUGUCGGAUAACGAGAGUGUUAGUAAUGAUGAGAAGGAUACGGAUCGGCGGUCGCAGAAUAAUGCUAGAGAGAGAGUCCGCGUGCGUGACAUCAAUUCGGCGUUCAAAGAGCUCGGCCGAAUGUGCACACAACACAACCAGAAUACCGAACGGAAUCAGACGAAACUUGGCAUCUUGCACAACGCGGUGGCGGUGAUUACUCAGUUGGAAGAGCAGGUCCGCCAACGAAAUAUGAACCCGAAAGCGAUGGUCGGAAUGAAGCGAAAAACUGAGGCGGAGAAGAUUGAGGAGAACGCGGCGGCCGCUCAAUUUGGACACCCACGGUUUUAA